ACUCGCAUCUUAUUUUAGUGUCGAAAAAUCCGGAAAUUUAUCUGUUCGCGAUUAUUUUUUCUCCGGAAUAGACGAGAAACUUCGCUCAUUCUCGUCUCGAAAAAUCGAACCGUUUCUCGACGCAUGCGCAGCUGUAUAUAUACACCGGCUACAAGCCAGGUCAUGUCAUUAUUCCGUCAGCAAGCGAUCGUAUUAAGUUGUGGUGAGAAGAUUAUUCUAUUACAAAUAUACGUUCUAUAACAAAUAUACGCAGUUGUACUGUGGUAAUACGAUAUACACGGUUGUAUUGUGAAUUCUAUAACACGAAUUAAGAGCAAAUUUAUUCAUCGUAUUCACCUAAUAUUUAUAUCAACGUCAAAGCGAGAAAAUGUCUUUGAUCCCAUUGUUGUUGUCCGAAUGGGUGGAGGAUCUAGAUCCUUAUAGUCCGCUAGAACAAAACUUCACUCUGAGGCUACGGCCAGAACAGCUAUCGUCACCGACUAGAACUAACACUAGCCUCUAUCUGGAUUUGGCACCGCGACGACAUCCCACCCUGGAUCAGCUCAAAACUCUGGUGGAAUUAAUGCAACAACGCGAAAGCAACGGUCCAACUGUCUCUCCUCCCGUGAAUAAGGAUGACUUUCAAGUAGUAUUGGAUGUGCAGCAGUUUGAGCCGCAUGAAAUCGAGGUGAAGAUUGUGGAUAAUUUUCUCGUCAUCACAGCUAAGCAUGAGGAAAAGCGAGACGAGCAUGGUUGGGUGUCUCGUCAGUUUGUCAGGAAAUGCAAGUUGCCAGAGGACUCUAAUGUGGAACAGCUUACAUCCAAAUUGUCCUCCGAUGGUCUUCUAAUGAUUAUUGCGCCUAAGAAACGACCAUUGAAGGAAGAGACAGAGAGAACAGUCCAGAUUGAACGUACUGGGAAACCUUUCAUCAACAAACCGCGAGAAAAGAAACCCAAACAAAGCGAGGAAGAGAAGCAGACAGAGUGAAAAAUUAGCAUUUCAUUUAGGCAUAUUGCUCAUUAAAUUAUUUCUAUAUAUCUUUAAUUAUUAGGCUGCGAUCAUAUAAUAAGCUAUUUUGUUUGUAAUGUAGAUUUUUGCAACUUAAAAUGUCUAUAAUGUAUAAGCUAAAAUGGUACAGAUAAUAAUAUUAUAAUUACAUUCC
This is a messenger RNA of Camponotus floridanus (Florida carpenter ant), 1142 nucleotides long. RefSeq names its product protein lethal(2)essential for life. The record is from RefSeq and is a predicted model, not a curated record. NCBI's taxonomy places the organism in Eukaryota, Metazoa, Arthropoda, Insecta, Hymenoptera, Formicidae. The transcript has 2 exons. Gene Ontology annotation, biological process: protein refolding; response to heat. Gene Ontology annotation, molecular function: protein folding chaperone. The coding region runs from base 368 to 967 and encodes 199 amino acids.